Molecule: messenger RNA, 1092 nt
Organism: Lactuca saligna
Lineage: Eukaryota; Viridiplantae; Streptophyta; Magnoliopsida; Asterales; Asteraceae
Source: the annotation of a GenBank genome assembly
AUGAACCGGGAUUUUUGGAGAAGACAUAAAAGAAAGGUCUAUGUUUCUCUUGGGCUUUGUGGAGGUGGGUACCUAUUAUACAAGUUUUAUGAUGCUUAUUCAAAGAGGAUUUCUGAACUCGAGAGACAACUUGCUGAUGAGCAAGAGAAUGAUGAGCUUCUUAAGGCCCAGAUGCAAAUGCACUUUGAGAACAUCCAAAGAAUAGCUAAUACGAUGACAUUGCCACAUGCCAUGCUUUAUUUGAGUAGCCGGGUUUCAGAAGAGUUGGAUGUUUUGCAUCUUACAGAGAGGUUGAUAAAAGGAAAAGGUCAGCCCAACAGUUUGACACCUUCAGAAAAACUUGAGCUUUGGGAUAGGCUUAAAAUAUUAAGUUUCACCAGGAUGGUGUUGUCUAUCUGGGCGAUGACUGCAAUUAGCUUAUACAUUAGAAUUCAGGUCAACAUCUUAGGGAGACAUCUAUACAUAGAUACUGCACAAGACCUUGGUGGAUUUCAAACUGAGGAUGGCGAACUGAUGGAUAGAAGCGACGAACAACUGUUUUUGGCAAGUGCUGAUUUUCUUUCAAGUCAGAGAAUUCCCACACUCAUAUCUAAUAUGCAAGCUGCCACAACUGAAGUUCUCAGAGGAAAGCAGUUGAGGGAUAUCUUCAAUUCUAGUGUACUUGAUGAAACAAUUAUGCAUAUAUUGAACAUGUUCAUGAGCAAUGGGAGACCUCAUCACUGGGUGGAUUAUUUGAUGCCCGAGGCAGUCAGUCACGUCACUAAACUAGAUCAACUAAUGGGGGAGACACGAACAGUUUUAUCAAGUUCUGAAUUUGGGAAUAUUCUAGAGAUGUCGCUGAAAAAAGUGGUGGAGGGAUUGAUGGAGGACAUGAAGUUACAGUUUGGUGUUGGUGGUGAUGGGAGUUUGGGUGUACCGCUUGCCAAACUUAUUCCAUGCGUUGCACAGAUUAGUCCGCUGCUGCUGGAGGAACCCAGCCGGAAUAAGUUUACUCAUAUCAUUCAAAACAUUCCCCAAGUUGAACUUUUCUUCACUCUGCUCUACACAAACAUUCAGUUCAUGUUGGAGGAGGCAAUUAUCGAUCACCUAUAA